UUUUCAUAUAACAUUGUUUCUGAUAAUUCACCACCGUUUUACCCCAAAAUUUACCUAUGGAUUAAUUGAAAGUAAAAUUAGAAACAUCCAAUAGAAUAUGCCUUAAAACAGAACGGGUGAAUCUGAAUGUAAAUCGUUACGAAAUAGUAUUUAUGAGUGGGAAUUUAAUGGCUAUUCAAAAUUUCUUACGAAAAAUCCUAUACAUAAAACGCUGCAAAUCGAUGGAACGGUUGUCUAAUACCUGACACACCCGGGUUUCUUCCGGGAAUUCACCGGGUAAGCUUUUUUCACCUUGACGGGUUGGAUAAACUUGGAACGUGUCUUUCGGGAAUCUCGUAAUAAAAGAUAUCUCCGUAAGCAUCAUGUAAACAAAGUGCUAAUAAGUGAGUUAUUAAUUGCACAUAUCUCUCGGAAAUAAAAGAGCUGUAAAACCGCAAAACCUUCAUAUUUGACCAUCACCAAGCCAUGUCCUUGCCAUCGGUCAUUCUACUUCCAGCCUUGUCCACUAAAACUAAUCUGAAAUAAAUAUGUACUAUUGACUAUGGAGGCUACAAAUAUAUAUAAUCUAUUAAAAUGUAAAUCGACUUUAGUCCCAUUUUCAAAUAUUUCCGAAUUUGAAAACUUAGUCCUGCCGUCAAAUUACACAAGUUCAAUCGUUAACAAUAAUUCUGAACACCUCUGGUUGACAUAUUUCUGUUUAUUCGUCGGGAUUGCGAGUUUUGUAUCAAAUCUCGGGAUUGUCAGGGUCUCAUUAUUUCGAACUUUGUGGGUUCGACCGUUCUCCAAAUUUUGUAUAACGACUGCCAUUUGUGACAUAAUUUACACAAUUUCGAUAUGUUUAAUGCUAUCGUUCCCGAAUAUUUUGUCAUUCCAUGAAGAUCUCAUUCCAUAUCUGUACUGCGUUGGGAGUUGGGCUCAUUCAUGCUCUACAUAUUUGACCCUGCUCCUCGUGUAUGACAAGGUUUGUCAAAUUAUUCGACCAAAGGCGGAAUUGUUAACGGCAGACGUGUCAGAUAUUAUUCGAGACUCUGCUCUCGUAAUAUUGGCCAUGCUGGGGAUAAAUGUCCCCCGAUUGUUCUGGGAAUUUGAGGCCCAGAAAAAUUGCAAAAUUAAUGACGAUGAGAAUGAUACAAAUAGGAUCAAAAUCUACUGGUACAAUUUCAUGUAUGGUGGCCUCGUGGAGGGAAUAUUUCCAAUUUUCUUCCUGUUUUUUACAAUCGCAUUCUUCGCACUUAAGAAAAUUUCAAGUCGGCUGAGAUUACGGCGCAUGGAAAUGUACAGAAGUCCUGGUGGUCGUAGAACACAUUUAAAUUUGGUUAUGGCGAUUGAAAUUUGUGUUUUGAUAUCAGAAUUGGGGGCAUUUGUACCGUUCGCGAUCUAUAUUUCGGGAGGGGACACUGCUUUUUUUGAAAUUGCGUAUUAUGCGAGUGUGUUAAUUACAUUGUCAAUUUGUUUUUCAAAGAUUUUUGUGUACACGUAUUGGGGGUCAUAUUUUAGUUCUGCUUUUAAUUCUGUCUUUCAUAAAACAAUCUGAGCAUGUAUUUAGGAUACUAUUCGAUGUGAUAAGCAGGUAAUAAAUGUAAUUUUGUCACCCCGAAAUUAUAGUUAGAUUAAUAAUUGUGACAAAAUUCCCGUGAAAUUAUUUUUGAAAGGUAAAUCGAAAUUAUCAAAGUUUUAUAUCAUAAUUUUAUAUCAAGCUACAAAUGAAAUUAAAUUUGGUGUAAAAAAAUCGGGAAA
Molecule: messenger RNA, 1737 nt
Organism: Folsomia candida
Lineage: Eukaryota; Metazoa; Arthropoda; Collembola; Entomobryomorpha; Isotomidae
Exons: 3
Coding region: 542-1534 (330 amino acids)
Source: RefSeq, a predicted model, not a curated record